Molecule: messenger RNA, 453 nt
Organism: Nicotiana attenuata
Lineage: Eukaryota; Viridiplantae; Streptophyta; Magnoliopsida; Solanales; Solanaceae
Exons: 2
Coding region: 1-453 (150 amino acids)
Source: RefSeq, a predicted model, not a curated record
AUGGUUACCAAAGUGGGGUUUGAGACAGAGCCAUUGCAGAAGCCAUACCGCAUGAGGUGGCUAGAUGAAGGAAGGAAUGUACAAGAUAAGGUCUGUGAGGGAAUUCAUGCCGACUCGGGAAAGAUUGAAGCUAUUGCUAGCUGGCCUAUUCCAAAAAGCUUAACAGAAAUUCGCAGUUUUCAUGGUAUGGUUUCUUUUUAUCAGCAUUUUAUAAAGAAUGUUAGCUCUCUUGUUGCUCCUAUUAUCGAGUGUUUGAAGGGAAACCCAUUUAAAUGGACGGAUGCUGCCCAAAAGAGUUUUGAAUUGAUUAUGACAAGGAUGACUCAAGCACCUGUGCUUGCUUUCCCCAACUUUGAUGUAAUCUUUGAAUCUGAAUGUGAUACUUCCGGAGUUGGGAUUGAGCUGUUCUUGGUCAAGAAGGUAGACCUAUUGCUUAUUUUAGCGAGAAGUUGA